GCUUCUUCAUCCAUUAUUAUCAGUUAUCCCUAUUAUUUUUCAGUAGGGUUUAUCACUCUCUCUUUCUCUCUGCAACACAUCCCAACUAGGGUUUAACCCUUCCAUAUCCACCGUCUACAAAUGGCGUCGCCGUUAUCUUCCAUUUUCCGAGCUCGAUUCCCCUUUACCACUUCAUCUAUCUACAAGGUACGCCCUUCCCCCCCUUUCAUUUCAAUUUCCCAAACCCUAAUCCGAUACCCGGUGAUCAGAGCUCUCUCCACCUCCGCCCUUCCCGGUGAUUUCCAUCUUCCAGAUCCCCAGUCGCCUGCUCCUUCCUUCAAUUUCAAUCAGAAUCCCGGCAAUCAGGGCGCCCCCCGGAAUAAUGAUUUCGGGAACCCUACCGGUCAGAGGAACAAUAAUUUCCAGAAUAAUCAGGGUUAUGAUGCCGGUUACGGUAAUAGUAAUGGCGGUGUGAAUCGGGGUUAUCCGAAUCAAGGGAGUUUCAGUCCGGGUCAAGGAGUAAACCCCAGCCCUAAUUUUCCAGAACAGGGGGUUCGGCAGAACCAGAGGUAUCCGCCGAACUCGAGAACGAAUAUGGUGAGGGAUAAUGUUAAUCAGUGGGGUAAUAACCAGAAUCAAGGACCUAGGUCGUACUCGAGCCCGAAUUUGGCGAGGGACAAUAAUCAGAAUCAAGGAUAUGCGCCGAGUUCGAACCCAAAUUUGGUGAGAGAUAACGCUAAUCAGUGGAGCAAUAAUCAGAAUCAAGGAUAUGCAGCGAAUCCAACCCCGAAUUUGGAGAGGGGUUAUCCUCAACAAGGCGGAUUUCAGAACCAGGGUUAUCCGCAAAACCCUAAUCGGCCUAGUGGUGUUGGUGGCGGUGGUGUGAAUCAAGGGAGAAAUAGCUAUAACGCUCAACCUCAACAGCAAAACCAGAAUCAGUGGGGAUCACAUGGGCAGGCUGUGGCAAAUGAUAAUCGAGGUCCAGCCACGAUGGAACAGUCAGCCAGCACGGUUGGGACUCUUGUUGUCAACUUGUUUAGUUUGUGCAGAGAGGGUAAGCUUAAGGAAGCAAUUGAACACAUGGAUCAGGGGGUGCUUGCGGAUGCUGAGUGUUUUAGUUUGCUUUUUCAGAUGUGUGGGAACUUAAAGAAGUUUGAGGAGGCGAAGAAAGUGCAUGAUUACUUCUUGAGGUCGGUGCAUAGGGGUGAUCUCGAAUUAACAAAUAAGGUGCUUGACAUGUACUCAAAGUGUGGAAGUAUGACGGAUGCACGAAGAGUUUUUGAUCAUAUGCUUGAUAGGACUAUGGAUUCUUGGCACUUGAUGCUUAAUGGGUAUGCAGCUAAUGGUCUUGGUGAUGAUGGUUUGGCAUUGUUUGAGCAGAUGAAGACGACUGGUUUACCACCGAAUGGGGAGACUUUUCUUGCUGUUUUAGAAGCUUGUGCUAAUGCUGAUGCUAUUGAAGAGGGAUUCAUAUAUUUUGAUUCAAUGAAGACUGACUAUGGGAUUUCUCCUGGAAUCGAACAUUAUGUGGGACUUUUAGGUGUUCUUGGUAAGUCGGGACAUCUUGCUGAGGCUCAGGGGUAUAUAGAGUCUCUUCCGUUUGAACCUAGUGCUGUUUUUUGGGAGGCAUUGAUGAACUAUGCUCGUAUACAUGGAGAUAUUGAGCUUGAAGAUCAUGCUGAGGAGUUGUUGGUCAGUCUCGACCCUUCAAAGGCUGUCACAAACAAGAUCCCGACUCCUCCAAAGAAGCACUCCCGGCUCAACAUGCUCGUGGGGAGAAACAGGAUACUGGAGUUCCGAAAUCCUACUCUCUACAAGGAUGACGAGAAGUUGAUGGCUGCGAACCAACCUCAAGCUUAUGUGCCUGACACAAGAUACGUUCUUCAUGACAUUGAUCAGGAAGCAAAGGAGCAGGCAUUACUCUACCAUAGUGAGCGUCUAGCAAUUGCUUAUGGUCUGAUUAGCACUCCAGCAAGGCAGCCCCUGCGAAUCAUUAAGAACCUUCGUGUAUGUGGUGACUGUCACAAUGCUAUAAAGAUCAUGUCCAGAGUUGUUGGGAGGGAGUUGAUUGUGAGAGACAAUAAACGGUUCCAUCAUUUCAAGGAUGGCAAAUGCUCUUGCAACGACUACUGGUAAGUAGUUUCCCACUCAUCAAUGCUGGUGGCUUGAUCAUCAUGCUUGUGAGAAGAUUAGGACUCUGUUGGUUCUAUGAUGAACGGCAUGCUACUGUCUAGAUUUACAUAGAAACGACCAACUCUUUGGCUUGUCGAAUGUAGUUUCAUUCAUCUAUGUUCAAUUCACAAUGGAAUUCAACUCUCACUGGCAGUCUAUAGGUAUUUUGAGUAGUGAGAUGGAUAUGAUAAUUGGCAUUGCUCUAGGAAGGAUUUCAAGUUACUAUCCGUGCAUAUAUUCAAGCAUAAUUUAUGAAGUUAACUUCUCUUCAA
Salvia miltiorrhiza (redroot sage) is the source of this 2423-nucleotide messenger RNA. RefSeq names its product pentatricopeptide repeat-containing protein At2g15690, mitochondrial. Gene Ontology annotation, molecular function: zinc ion binding; RNA binding; protein binding. NCBI's taxonomy places the organism in Eukaryota, Viridiplantae, Streptophyta, Magnoliopsida, Lamiales, Lamiaceae. Bases 121 to 2115 code for a protein of 664 amino acids. The record is from RefSeq and is a predicted model, not a curated record. Gene Ontology annotation, biological process: RNA modification. The transcript has a single exon.